Carassius gibelio (silver crucian carp) is the source of this 1033-nucleotide messenger RNA. Its product is annotated as annexin A5-like. The coding region runs from base 73 to 777 and encodes 234 amino acids. Gene Ontology annotation, biological process: negative regulation of coagulation. Gene Ontology annotation, cellular component: cytoplasm. NCBI's taxonomy places the organism in Eukaryota, Metazoa, Chordata, Actinopteri, Cypriniformes, Cyprinidae. The record is from RefSeq and is a predicted model, not a curated record. Gene Ontology annotation, molecular function: calcium-dependent phospholipid binding; calcium ion binding. The transcript is spliced from 9 exons.
UGUUUUCAGGAUCUAGUGAAAGACUUACGGUCAGAGCUGGGAGGAAAGUUAGAGGAUCUCAUCGUGGCCCUCAUGUAUCCAUCCAUAUUAUAUGAUGCACAUGAACUCCAUAAAGCCAUAAAGGGAGUGGGUACAGAGGACGAAGUUUUAAUCGAGAUCAUGGCAUCCAGGACAUGUGAUGAGAUAAAAGAUAUUGCCAAAGCUUAUAAAAAAGAAUAUGGAAGCAAGCUGGAAAAAGACAUCAUGGGUGAUACGUCAGGACAUUACCAGAGGUUGCUGGUGAUCCUUGCACAGGGAAACAGAGAGGAGGGAGUGGAUGAGAGCAGAGUGGAGAAAGAUGCAAAGGAGCUGUUUGCUGCCGGAGAGGAGAAAUUCGGCACGGACGAGGACAAGUUCAUCAACAUACUCGGCAACAGGAGCGCGGAACACCUGAGAAGAGUGUUUGAUGCCUACAAAAAGAUUGCCGGCUGUGACAUUGAAGAGAGCAUAAAAGAUGAGUGCACUGGGAACCUGGAAGCACUGCUGAUGGCUGUGGUUAAGUGUGCAAAAAGCGUGCCUGCUUAUUUUGCCGAAUCUGUUCGAGAAUCUAUGCGGCGUGCUGGCACUGAUGAUGAGACUCUCAUAAGGAUCAUGGUGUCCAGGAGUGAACGGGAUAUGCUGGACAUCAGAGCGGUAUACAAGAAGAAGUAUGGAGAAUCACUCUACAGCACCAUACAGGAGGACACUGAUGGAGAUUACCAGAAGGCCCUUCUCUACCUGUGUGGUGGUAAUGAUUAAAAAAACAAAUUGCUUAUUAUUUACAUCAGGUUUCUUGUGCACAUUGGUUUAUUUUUUAUUUCAUAUAUUUUAUGUUUUCAUGACUUGAGAAUAAGUAGUUACAGUGUUGGAGAAUAAGAGGGUAUUGUGUAAUGGUUUUGGCGUGAUGUUUGUGGACUGAUUCUUUAACAGAAAUUAAUGGUUUCAGAAAAGUUAAUGAAUUGUUUUUGGUUUAUUGUUUCAAAACUGUGUGAAGACUUGAAAAUAAAAUGUUAUG